Messenger RNA from Protopolystoma xenopodis, 1059 nucleotides. NCBI's taxonomy places the organism in Eukaryota, Metazoa, Platyhelminthes, Monogenea, Polystomatidea, Polystomatidae. The record is from the annotation of a GenBank genome assembly.
AUGCCUGGGACGCACAAGCCAUUUUGGGUUGGCGGCUUUCAGCCCUACACUGGCAUGAUGGAGUCCUCCCUGAGCAGUUUCCACGGGGAUGUUGAUGAGGGCCGACUGCGUAAUCUGCACAAAGCUCGUAACCACAAAACCUUUACAACUGCACAGGCCAGGGAAAUCCGACGCCGGGCCCAAGAGCAACGCUUCCUUGGUGUUGAGAGGCCGAUCAAAAGAAAGAGUUUAGGCAUUCCAGCAGAAAGCAAUAUAUCGGAGAAAAAGGUAUCAACUAAAAAUGUAAAAAAAUCAAAAACGUCAAAGAAGAUAACCACCAAAACCGGUAAAAAAAAGCCGAAUUCUAAAAAGAAUAUGAAAAUUUCCCAAAAGCUAAUCGAGAAUGCUGAUGAUCAGGAGAUAGACGAAUCGUCAGUUGUCAUUAUGCCCGGGGUUACUGCGCCUGAGAGCAGAAACUGGCAAGAUCUGUCGCAAGAAACAAAUUUGCCGGAGAAUGAGGAUGUGCUUGAAGCUGAUUCAGUCGGGGCAAGAAGCGUAGAGGAGAAGGUGGAUGUGGUGGGGACGAAUGGCGCUACUCAGCUGGAUAGGGACGAGGAGCAAAGAGAUGCUUUCAGUAGGAAGGGAGACCGACUGCCGGGAUCGGGGGCAUGCAUACCGGCCGUAGUGACGGAAGAAGAGGCCGAGGCCUUGGAAGCUCUCACUUCGGCCAUACGCUUGAUCACGGCGCUGCCGGAAUGCCCAAAAUAUCGAGUCUUGGCCAACAGUCUAACACGACUGGACACUUGGAGACGGUUACCAUCGUCACCUCCACCAACCUUGGCCAGUCGUAUUCCCUACACAAUUAAAUCGAGAAAGAGUCGAAUUGAUCGCUCAGCCGGAACCGAUCGUCCCAUCAGGCAGGUCACAUGCAAUCCCCCUGGUACUUUUGGCAAGCCAAUUGACAUCACACAAUCAAGGCCUUUGAUGCCAGCUGCAAGAAGCAAUUGGUCUGUUAAGCAAAGCCGAGAACUGGCACCAACUUUGUCGUUGGACAGCCCUACCAUCAGUUCUGGCUCUUUU